AUGACACUCGCUGAUAGAGGGCGUGCAUUUGUGGGUGCCCUAAAAAAUAAUAUUGAUUAAGAGCGUGUUGGUGUCCUCGUUGGAACAGGAAUGGGAGGUGUUACUAUGUUUUCCGAAGGAGUCAGGGCUCUAAUCGAAAAUGGUCCUAGAAAAAUAACUCCAUUUUUCAUUCCUUAUGCGAUUACAAACAUGGGUUCAGCGUUGCUUGCUAUUGCUAUCGGAUUUAUGGGACCAAAUUACUCGAUUUCAACUGCAUGUGCUACUUCAAAUUACUGCUUUUAUGCUACUGCAAAUCAUAUUCGUAGAGGUGAGGCUGAUAUGAUGAUUGCUGGUGGAACUGAAGCUACCAUUAUUCAAAUUGGUUUGGGAGGUUUUGUAGCGUGUAGAGCUCUUUCUCAGAGAAACGAUGAUCCAAAAACGGCCUCUAGGCCAUGGGAUAAAGAUAGAGAUGGUUUUGUCAUGGGUGAAGAUGCUGGUAUCCUGGUAUGUUAAAUGCAAAAGUAGUUUCAUUUAUCUAUUUUCUUCUAUAAUAUAAAAAGCAAGGUAGAUGGUUUUUUUUUUAAAUAAGGAAAAAAUUAUUUUCUUCUAUAAUAUAAAAGCAAGGUAGAUGGGGUUUUUUUUAAAAUAAGAAAAAAUUGAAAUGGUGUUGUAGAUGAUGGAGAGCUUGGAACAUGUAAUGAAAAGGGGUGCACCCAUACUUACUGAAUAUUUUGGAGGAGCAGUAAAUUGUGAUGCGUAUCAUAUGACUGAUCCACGAUCUGAUGGGCUUGGUGUUUCUUCUUGCAUUAAGAGUUGUCUUGAAGAUGCUGGUGUGUCAGCAGAGGAGGUUUGUUUAAUUGUUUUGUUUUUCUUUUCAUUUGGAUGAAAUUGCUUUUGACUUAAUGGGGUUAAUGGAUACAUGACUUAAUCUGGUUAACUAUAGGUUAACUACAUUAACGCACAUGCAACUUCGACAUUGGUUGGUGAUUUGGCUAAAGUGAAUGUUGUAAACAAGGUAUUCAAAAGCAUGGAUGGGAUCAAAAUGAACUCGACCAAGGUGAAUUACCUAUUUUGACCUUUGAAAAACUUUUACAUGUCCAUAUUGACAUCAUUAAUUAUUAUUUUUUUCUUUUUAUUGUGUGUGUGGGGGGGGGGGGGGAGGGGGGUUAGUCUAUGAUUGGCCACUGAUUAGGUGCAGCUGGAGGUCUGGAAGCCAUUGCUAGCAUUAAAGCCAUUCAAACCUUGUGGCUUCAUCCUACCAUUAACCAAUUUGUACGGUUUAAUUUUGUAUAUUUUAACUAACUCUUUUUUUAUUUUAUUUUUUUAUCUUUUCUUUUUAUGAUUUUGUAACAUGUCAUGUUAUUUAUCUUUUGUGAUUUUAGAACCCGGAGCCUGCAGUUGAGUUUGACACAGAUGCAAAUCUAAAGCAACAACGUGAAAUCAACGUUGGUGAGUUUUCUUGUGGUUUAUGCACCUUUUUUGUCAUGAUUUGUGGUGAGUUAUUAUGAGUUGACUAAUUCAAACUUAUUAUAUAAAUUGUUUUCAUAAUGUUUCAGUAGGGCUGUUGGAGUACUAGCCAAAAGUUGAGAAAUCCAUCUAUCAGAAUCAUUUUGCCCACUAUUGAGAGGGUAAAAAUGUCAAGUUGUGGACUUUUGUAUGUUCCAACUAUCAGAAUCAUUUU
This is a messenger RNA of Lactuca sativa (garden lettuce), 1660 nucleotides long. Lineage: Eukaryota; Viridiplantae; Streptophyta; Magnoliopsida; Asterales; Asteraceae. The record is from RefSeq and is a predicted model, not a curated record.